Lactuca saligna is the source of this 572-nucleotide messenger RNA. Lineage: Eukaryota; Viridiplantae; Streptophyta; Magnoliopsida; Asterales; Asteraceae. The record is from the annotation of a GenBank genome assembly.
AUUAUGAUUUGGGAUACAUCGCGCAUGUUUUUAUGUUAUGAUACUCAUAUUAUGGUUUUGGUAUUAUUGAAAAACGAAAUUUUUGAGUCGUAUUUUUGGGUCGUUUCAUAUCUCCACUAUACCACCUUGUCAAAUUCAGGAUAAAAGAAUCUUGUGGUUUUCACUUUUGACAAAGCAUCUAAAAGUAAAACCACCACAAACCAUUUCAUCUGCAGGAGGAUUUUGAUUAGUUUGAGGAUGUUGAUAUGUUAUACAACACCUUAUCACUAGACAAACUAGAAGCUCUAGAAGAUCUUGUUAUCAUGCAGCCCUUGGUCAUGUGUUUGUAUUCACUGGUCAUGUGUUUGGGUGAAGGUUUGGAUGGUGGUCUGAAUGGUGCAUGCACCAAAGCCUGCAAAUGGAUUUUGGAUCAUGGCAGUGUCACCACCAUCCCAUCAUGGGGCAAAACAUGGCAUUCUAUACUUGGUGUGUGCGGGGGGAAGGAACCAACCCAAUGGCCCGGAGUUUUGGCACCUUCCAUCUUUACUUCCUAUGUAUCCAGGGUCUUGUUCAAUGCUUUAAGCUGUGUUUGA